This is a messenger RNA of Spea bombifrons (plains spadefoot toad), 825 nucleotides long. Its product is annotated as vomeronasal type-2 receptor 26-like. The record is from RefSeq and is a predicted model, not a curated record. Gene Ontology annotation, biological process: G protein-coupled receptor signaling pathway. Gene Ontology annotation, molecular function: G protein-coupled receptor activity. Gene Ontology annotation, cellular component: membrane. The coding region runs from base 1 to 792 and encodes 263 amino acids. Lineage: Eukaryota; Metazoa; Chordata; Amphibia; Anura; Pelobatidae. The transcript has a single exon.
AUGGUUCCAAUUUAUUUCUUUAUCAGCGUUUUUUUUUUAAUCUUGAGUUUCUUUAUAUUGGGUAUUUUUAUCCUGUACUGGGACACUCCUACUGUUAGAGCCAAUAACAGGAACCUCAGCUUCCUCCUCCUUGUCUCCAUCAUGUUGAGCUUCCUCUGUGUGUUUCUGUUCCUCGGUCGUCCUGAGGAUGUAACCUGCAUGCUGCGCCAAACAGCUUUUGGGAUCAUCUUCUCAGUAGCUGUGUCCUGCGUGUUGGCCAAGACCUUAAUGGUUUGCAUCGCUUUCAAAGCCACCAAACCUGGGAGUUACUGGAAAAAAUGGAUGGGAGCCAAAGUGUUCAACAUUAUAGUUCUGAUGUCUUCCUCCAUUCAGGUUUUCAUUACCAUUAUUUGGUUGGCCAUUUCUCCUCCUUUUCAGGAGCUGGACAUGCACUCAUACAAUGAAAAGAUCAUCGUUCAGUGUAACGAGGGCUCGGUUAUUGCCUUCUACUGUGUCCUGGGUUAUAUGGGGCUUCUGGCAGCUGUUAGUUUUAUUAUAGCUUUUUUAGCCAGGACAUUACCAGACAGUUUUAAUGAGGCCAAGUACAUCACCUUCAGCAUGCUGGUGUUCUGCAGCGUUUGGAUUGCGAUGAUCCCGGCUUAUCUGAGCACCAAAGGAAAAUACAUGGUGGCCGUAGAGAUUUUUGCUAUAUUGGCAUCAACUGCUGGGUUAUUAAGCUUUAUGUUUUUACCAAAAUGUUACAUUUUGCUAAGAAAAACAGAGAUAAACAGAAGACAUUUAUUGAAGCAAUAAAUGAGAUGAGGUUUAAUAGCCAUUCCUUUAUCA